AUGCAAGUAUCAAACGUUCAAGAGGUGCACGAAGACGAAUUAAGUGACCUUUGCAGCAAGUACAACGAAGGGUUCGAACCAGCCAUGGGUAUCAUAAAAGACUUCAAAGCAAGUGUCUUUUUAAAGCCAUCAGCAACACCAAAGUUUUUCAAUAGCCAUCAAAUUCCAUUCGCACAGAUGGACAAAUUCAGAGCUGAAGCAGACAGACUUACACAAGCUGGAAUUUGGAAGCCGAUCAAAUUUAGUAAUUGGGCAUCACCAAUUGUACUAGCAUUUAAACCAGGUGGCGCUAUUCGCAUAUGUGGCGAUUUUAAGCAAGCAGUCAACGCGCAGAUCGAUGUCGAACAGUACCCGUUACCAACAAAAGAGUCUCUGUUUCACAUAAUACGUCACGGCAAGCAAUUCAGCAAAAUAGAUUUAAAGGAUGCCUAUCUUCAAAUGGAGCUGGAUGAGGAUUCAAAAACUAUCAUGGUCGUCAACACACCCCUUGGCCUAUUUCAAUACCAGCGCCUUCCCUACGGAAUUGCCAGUGCUCCAGCGAUCUUCCAAAGGUAUUUGGAACAGCUUCUAAAAGGAGUAGAAGGAUGUGGAAACUACUUAGAUGACAUCAUAAUCUCAGCACCUACAAGCGAGCAACAUCUAAAGCGAAUCGACCAAGUUCUCAGUAUUCUUCGUGAGAAUGGUAUUAGAUGCAAAAAGGAGAAAUGCUUCUUUUUCAAGGACGAAAUUGAGUACCUAGGACGAAGAAUCAGCGCUCAAGGGAUUCUUCCAGGCAGCUCAGGCUUGGAGGCUGUUAAACUGUUGCGUCCGCCUUCUAAUCUGCAGCAACUAGAAGCAUUCAUGGGUAAAGUUAAUUACUAUUGCAACUUUAUUCCGAACUAUUCUCAGUUAGCCGCUCCUUUAAACCAACUUCGUAGAAAAAAUGUAGCACACCUUUUCGGGCCGCAACAAGAACAAGCUUUUACAACCCUAAAGUCCCAUGUUAUCAACGCGACUCAGCUAGCUCAUUUCGAUGAAAAUCUACCACUAGUCCUAGCGACGGAUGCAUCAUCUUUUGGUAUUGGUGUAGUCCUUUCACAUAUCCAACAUGAUGGCAAGGAGAGACCUAUUGUUUUCGCAUCCAAAACGCUUGACAAGCAUCAGGUUAAGUACAGCCAAAUCGAAAAAGAGGGACUUUCUAUAAUAUUCGGAGUUAAACGUUUUCACCAAUAUUUGUACGGCCGAAAGUUUACCCUUAUAACGGAUCACAAGCCACUAGUAACGAUUUUCAAUCCAGGCAAGCAUCUGCCUUUAAUGACAUCAAACAGGCUACAGCGCUGGGCCAUCAUUCUCAUGGCCUAUAUUUUUGAGAUACAGUAUCGUUCUACAUCUGCUCAUGGCAACGCAGAUGCCCUAUCGCGCCUUCCCGUGGGCAUGGAUCCAGAGUUCGACAGAGAAGAAGAAGCCUGCUGCAUCGAAAUGGAACAGUCACCACCGAUCAAUUCUGAGAUCAUUCGCAACCACAUCGAAAAGGACAAACUUCUCAAACAAGUCUUACGCAUCUGCAAGUGCAACAAUCCUGCUGCUCCAAAAGAGUACCAAAGUUGGCCUGCAGCUACAACAGCCUGGGAGCGAAUCCAUAUCGACUUCGCCGGCCCAAUAUUCGACUCCAUGUGGCUAAUCUGUGUAGACGCUUACUCGCAGUUCCCAUUUUUAGUUCAAAUGUCGUCCACUACAACAUCCAACACGAUCGCUGCACUAUCAUCGAUAUUCGCCAUCGAAGGAUAUCCAAAAACCAUGGUCAGCGACAACGGUCCGCAGCUUACGGCUGACGCCUUUGAGGAAUUCUGCAAACUUCAUGGAAUAAAACACAUUACCACAGCACCGUUCCAUCCAGCAUCCAAUAGAUUAGCAGAGCGUUUCGGUAGCACUUCAAAUUCCUACGGAAAAUCUCCCGUCGAGUUAAUCCAUGGUCGUCCAGUCCGAACCGUACUAAGCCAAAUUUUCGAGCAGCCUGUCGAAGCCAAGCUAUCAGUUACCAAGUACGUCCCAAAUCAAAUGGUCUACGCUCGUAAUUAUGUAAGGGGAGAAAAGUGGAUUGAAGGAUCUAUUGAUCGUCCAAUUGGAAAAAUGGUUUUCUUGGUUCGCACCACAAAUGGUUAUAUCAAGCGCCAUUUCAACCAGCUAAAACCGAAGUUCUCAGCAAGCAGCUCCAUUAAAAAACCUCCAGAGUUCUUUUGGAUCCCGGAUAUUCCGCCCUCUUCAAAUCAUCCCCUACAACAACAAGAAGAUGAACCAGUAACUCCGUCAACCGUUCAGCAAAGUCAUACUGAACCUGAGCCACCCGAGAGCCACGUCAUCAAACCAACAACAAAAGCAAAAACAACCAGCACGACUUUCAUCCGGCAUACCAGUUCGCCAAAGUAG
Messenger RNA from Drosophila bipectinata, 2406 nucleotides. NCBI's taxonomy places the organism in Eukaryota, Metazoa, Arthropoda, Insecta, Diptera, Drosophilidae. The record is from RefSeq and is a predicted model, not a curated record.